Chara braunii is the source of this 1059-nucleotide messenger RNA. The record is from the annotation of a GenBank genome assembly. Lineage: Eukaryota; Viridiplantae; Streptophyta; Charophyceae; Charales; Characeae.
CAGUAAUUAGUAUUAGCAGGGAUCAGGCCUCAUCCUGGGGAUGGUCAUGGCGGCUAUGGCUAUGGUGGCCGCCGCGGGCGGCGUCCUGAGCAGUUGUGCAGCGACCAGUCGUUCACACCUCGUCUCAAACCCUAUCGAGCAGGGAGGAGGAGGAGGAGGAGGGAGGGGGCCUGCGACGUGCGCAAAGGCGGCCGGCGAUGGCGUUAGCAGGAUCAGCGGACGGCGAGGUGCGCGGCUGGAGGCACUGGCCGUAGACGGUUGCAAUAAUGCCACGUGUCGCUUUGCCAUUGCACGGGACAGCGCAAGGGGGGAGGAAGUCGACGGGGGGGGUCAAGAUGAGAAGAGAGAGACCGCAGAAGGAGAGGACAUGGAAAGAGGGUUCAUCCGGUUGAUGGCCUGUCAGAGUGAUCGCGGCAGACGUGGCGGUCUAGGAGGCCGCCACGUGGCAAACGCCUGGCGGCCUGUUGUCCGCUUCCCAGCUGGCCAAUUUUCCUUCCCCCACCCAUCUUCAGCCCCUUAUCCUGCUACUGCCACGUCAGCUAAUCAUCUCAAUCGGGUCAUUGAUCGGCUUCUUACCAGUGGGAUGGGCCGGCGGCGGCCUCGGCCUAACCUCUCGUCGCGAUCCCAAUGGGAGGAUGACGACGGGACGACCGUACAGGCAGAACCGCUAGAUCUGUCUGAAGAGAAUAUCCAUUCUGUGUUGCUUGAGGCGCGUACUGAGCUGCUGCAGAUUUUUGACACGUCAGUAGGCAUAACAGGCACUGCUGAGCUGGCAGAUCUUGAUGGGCCGUUUGUGACCAUCCGAUUGAAAGGACGGUUUUGGCACCAGCGGUCCGUGGUUCUCGCUAGACUCGCGAAUUACAUGAAAAAGCGGAUUCCAGAAAUUUUGGAGGUGGAGAUUGAAGACGACGGACAGCUUAGCGAUUCGCCUGAAAAUUUUUAGAUCUAAUAAUCAUCGGUUGUAUUUUGAUCUCCAUCAUUAUUAUUAUUAUUUUUUGAAAUUUAUUAUUACUAAUUUCUUCUUCUCCACAUGAAAAAGGCAAGAUGGCCAAGUUUCUC